Messenger RNA from Ipomoea triloba (trilobed morning glory), 1481 nucleotides. RefSeq names its product probable serine/threonine-protein kinase PBL23. Gene Ontology annotation, molecular function: ATP binding; protein kinase activity. Gene Ontology annotation, biological process: protein phosphorylation. Lineage: Eukaryota; Viridiplantae; Streptophyta; Magnoliopsida; Solanales; Convolvulaceae. The record is from RefSeq and is a predicted model, not a curated record. The transcript has 6 exons. The coding region runs from base 110 to 1249 and encodes 379 amino acids.
UGUCACAAACAAGAUUUUUUGUUUGUUUCUCACUAAACAAAAUCACAAACUUCUCUAUGCAUUCUGGCUCCAAUCAAGAACAUUAAUUUGGGUUUCAGAGAUUAACCUGAUGAGGAAGAAUCCAUUGAAAAGCUCCAAGAGUAAUGUGAAUGAGUCAAGCAAAUAUGAUAAUAAUUCAGAGUCCUUGACAUCCAUUGCCAGAAGUAUUUCCAUGAAAACAGGGAUGAGCAAGCAAAAGCAGCUAGCAGAAGACAUUAUGAGGUAUGGGGACAUAAAAAUUGCAGCAGAAGUGUACACAUUUCGCGAGCUAGCCAGCGCGACAGACAACUUCAAUCCGGAGCUGUUAGUGGGGGAAGGAGGAUUUGGGAGGGUAUAUAAAGGGCAUAUCAAAAGAACAAAUCAAAUUGUUGCAGUAAAGCAGCUGGACAGGAAUGGUGUUCAGGGGAACAGGGAAUUCCUGGCUGAGGUAUUCACUCUCAGCCUUGUUAACCACCGGAAUCUCGUGAACCUGAUGGGAUAUUGUGCCGAUGGGAAUCAAAGAAUUCUAGUAUACGAGUUUAUGCGCAAUGGGUCGUUGCAAGAUCACCUUUUUGAUUUGCCUCCAAGCAAGAGGCCUCUGGAUUGGUAUACCAGAAUGCAGGUGGCCAAGGGUGCAGCUCAGGGGCUAGAAUAUCUGCAUGACACAGCCGAUCCUCCAAUAAUUUAUCGCGAUUUCAAAACAUCAAACAUAUUGGUGGACGAGGUUUUCAACCCGAAGCUCUCUGAUUUUGGCCUCGCGAAGCUAGGCCCAACCGGGGAGCAAGAUCACGUGUCUACGAGGAUAAUGGGAACGUAUGGGUAUUGCGCCCCCGAGUAUGCUAAGACGGGACAGCUCACAACCCGGUCUGAUGUUUACAGCUUCGGAGUUGUCUUUCUGGAGAUCAUUUCAGGGAGGAGAGUGAUUGAUAACACCAAACCAACUGAGCAACAGAACCUGGUUUCUUGGGCAAAACCAAUUUUUACUGACAGACAAAGGUUCACAACAUUGGCUGACCCUAAGCUUGAAGGAAACUACCCACCAAAGGGCAUGUACCAAGCUCUUGCUCUUGCAGCUAUGUGCAUCCAAGACGAAGCUAAUAUUCGGCCUCUAAUUGGCGACGUUGUCAGUGCCCUCGAGUACUUAGCCACCCCAAGCGAGGAUUUUAACGGCACAGCCGAUGUAGACGACUCCAAUUGCCUGUUCAUUCCCCAAGGUGCAAGCACUUCCUGAACCAAAUGAGCAAGCAGGUUUUUCUGCUAAAGUGCUGACAGAUGGUAGGAUGAACAAAGGGCUGAUUAAAUGAUCAGUUUAUUUUAAGCUCAGUGGAUGCAUUUCAAAGAUCACAAGUUUUUACAUUGUUUGAUGUGAGUUGAAAGCAAUACAAGUUUUUAAGCAUGUACUAUGUUUCAGAAACCUUAGCAUACAAGGACAUCAGAGUUUAAUUUGCAGAUUUUCCAACCCA